AUGAGCGGCCCCGGUGACGACAGAUGGCGUGGAGGACCUAGUCGCCAGUCGUCACAACGCCAGAACCGCGGCGGACAAGGUGGCCAGCGUGGUGGCAAUGCUGCUUGGAGUGGCUCGGGGCCAGCGCAGGAGCAGCAUGUCCCCGUCCGUGGCUUUAAUGCUGCCGAGACCAAGAAUGCUCUGAAGAGAGGUGAGGAACGCUCGACAAGGAGGACUAGUGGGACUAGAGGGCUGACAAUGCUUUCUUUUGCCAUUGAUAUAGGUCCCGGAGAACCAAAAGCAACGUUUUACAAACCCACAGGGAAAGACUCGAACAACCAACGAUCUGGUGGACCCUGGGGCUCGAAAGCAAACACAAUGGCCAACGGCAAGGACUUCUUCGUCGAGCUCCGGAAACAGGUCGCAAUCUUGCAGCGAGGCGGAACUCCCGCAGGCGGUUGA
Molecule: messenger RNA, 441 nt
Organism: Penicillium lagena
Lineage: Eukaryota; Fungi; Ascomycota; Eurotiomycetes; Eurotiales; Aspergillaceae
Exons: 4
Coding region: 1-441 (146 amino acids)
Source: RefSeq, a predicted model, not a curated record